This is a messenger RNA of Boeremia exigua, 2121 nucleotides long. RefSeq names its product eukaryotic translation initiation factor-like protein subunit eIF2A. Gene Ontology annotation, molecular function: protein binding; translation initiation factor activity; ribosome binding. The record is from RefSeq and is a predicted model, not a curated record. Lineage: Eukaryota; Fungi; Ascomycota; Dothideomycetes; Pleosporales; Didymellaceae. The transcript has 5 exons. Gene Ontology annotation, biological process: translational initiation. Bases 1 to 2121 code for a protein of 706 amino acids. Gene Ontology annotation, cellular component: cytosolic small ribosomal subunit.
AUGGCGGCUCCCACACAGUUGGCCUAUCGCACCUCCAAGGGCAUCGGGAUCCUCAACGCGGCGCCCGCCUACGAGCCGCUUCCCGGCUUCACCCCGCCCGAGGGCAACCUUCGUUGCAAGUGCUACUCGCCCGACAGCAGGUACUUUGCCUGGGCGUCGCCCGAACACGUUUCCGUCAUCGACGCCUCCAACGGCAGCCUCGUCUCGACCGUGCCCGCCGUCAACGUCUUCCAGCUCGGCUUCUCCCCGCUGGGCACCUACAUCAUCACAUGGCAGCUCCCAUCGAAGGAUGAGGACGGCAAUGCCAAGAAAAACCUCAAGGUCUGGAAGACCGUGUCCGAUGACGCCGACGGCGCUGAGCGAGCAGUCGUCGGCGAAUUCGUGCAAAAGUCCCAGACCGGCUGGAACCUGCAGUACUCCCCCGACGAGAAGUUCUGCGCACGCUCCGUCACCAACGAGGUGCAGUUCUUCCAGUCCGAGGACCUCCGCAACCCAUGGAACAAGCUGCACGUCGAGGGCGUGACCGACUUUGCUCUGUCGCCCGGCAAGAACCAUUCAGUUGCCGUUUUUGUUCCGGAGCGCAAGGGUAUGCCUGCCUCGGUCAAGGUCUUCCAAGUGCCUCAGUUCAACUCCCCGGUCUCGCAGAAGACGUUCUUCAAGAGCGACAAGGUCCAGCUAAAGUGGAACGACCUCGGCACGAGCGUCAUCGUUUUGGCCCAGACCGACGUCGACAAGACCAACAAGAGUUACUACGGCGAGACGAACAUGUACAUUCUUAGCGCCAACGGCUCUUUCGACUCGCGCAUCCAGCUUGACAAGGAAGGCCCCAUUCACGACGUGUCCUGGUCGCCCAACUCGAAGGAGUUCGGUGUCGUAUACGGCUACAUGCCAGCAAAGACCACCAUCUUCAAUGCCCGUGCUGUUCCUCAGCACAAUUUCGAUCUAGGCCCGAGGAACACCAUCAACUUUUCGCCGCACGGUCGUUUUGUGCUCGUCGCAGGUUUUGGUAACCUGGCUGGAGAUGUCGACAUCUACGACUUGGAGAGGAACUACCACAAAGUCUGCACCAUCAAGGCUGCCAAUUGCACUUACUGCGAGUGGAGUCCCGAUGGUAGGCAUAUUCUUACCGCGACUACGAGCCCGCGUCUUCGCGUUGACAACGGUAUCCGCAUUUAUCACAUUACUGGACCUCUCAUGUAUGAUCAGGACAUCACUGAGCUGUACCAUGUUACUUGGCGCCCGCAGUCGCCUCAGGAGCACUCCUUGGAUAACGUGCUGACUGCCCCUGUCCCUCACCCAUCAGCUGCUGCGUUUGCGGCGACGCAGAAAACCCCAUCCAAGCCGGCUGGUGCCUAUCGUCCUCCCGGUGCGCGAGGAACCGCUACCCCUCUCAUGUUCAAGCGUGAAGAUGAGGGUGGAGCAGCAUACACCAAUACCGGUGUAUCAUCAACCAAUGUUGGAUUCCAAAACGGCUUUGGCCGAGGCGGCCGUCGUCAGGUACCUGGUGCCGAGCCUGCACAGAAUCUGCCGCCAGGUGCUGCUCCUGGAGGCGGCGUCAGCCUCUCGGGCACUGGGGAGGGCGAGGAGCUGUCCAAGGCAGCGCAAAAGAACAAGAAGAAGCGUGAAGCGAAGAAGGCUCGCGAAGCCGCGGAGAAGGCAGCUGGCCUCACCGCUGAUGUGCCCACAGGCCCUGCUGGUCGCAGUCCUGAACGUCGCGAUGUUCGCGAUGGCCGUCAGCGCAGCCACAGUAAGAAUGGUAGCUUCGGGAAUGGCAGGAGCCCCAGCCAGCAGCGUCAAUACGGCAACAGCCCCGACCGCCGCGCCCAAGGCCCACCGCGACAGAAUCCAGGUCAGCAGCAACAGCGUAGUCAGGAUGCUCGCGUCCCACCUCCCGUUCAGACCUCGAACGCACCGGCUCCCGAUCUUACUGUUACUAGCCCUGGCGAAGGCGGUGGACCUCAAGACAAGAAGAUUCGUGGCCUGCUCAAAAAGGUUCGCGCUAUUGACGAGCUCAAGAUGAGGCAGGCAGGCGGCGAGAAGCUUGAGGACACCCAGAUUAAGAAAAUUGGUACUGAAGAAUCCAUUCGCAAGGAGCUCACCGGGCUUGGUUUCCAAGGCUAG